Mya arenaria is the source of this 7468-nucleotide messenger RNA. RefSeq names its product biorientation of chromosomes in cell division protein 1-like 1. Bases 207 to 4694 code for a protein of 1495 amino acids. The record is from RefSeq and is a predicted model, not a curated record. The transcript is spliced from 6 exons. Gene Ontology annotation, cellular component: nucleus. Lineage: Eukaryota; Metazoa; Mollusca; Bivalvia; Myida; Myidae.
UGGACGGAAGUGUAAAUAACGAAAAACAAACCGCAAAUUUUAAAACGGAUAACUCCGAUUCAGAAACAAAACCGAGUUUGAAUCAAGAUUCCCCGGAUAAAGCAAAGGUUUCCCCACAUACUGGACAAGAUGUCAUACCUAGCUCUGACAAAGCAAGGCUAGAAAAACGUCACAACUUACCUGGUUUCCAAAACACACAAGUCGGCAUGACAGAUCACAUGGAUCCUCCGAAGUCAAAGAAACACAAACUUUCUCCCAGUAGUUCACUUGUUGAUUUUAAUGAAAACCAAGAAAUUGGCAAGCGUAGACGAGUGCAGCAUGAUUAUCGACGUCUCUCAAGUUCUGGUUAUCUUGAUGACUAUGAAACAAGUCGUGAAAGACGUUUCUCAUCGGAUUCUGAUGCAACUUCUACAUCUCCGAGCCCAAAUAAACAGAAAUGUGUGCCUACUACACCUACAGGAUCUGUAGAGGAUGACGGGACUCCUCAUGUUAAAAUAACAUUAAAAUUAUCUAAGACUGAAAAUGGAACAUUUGUUAAUGGUAGCAUUUCUCCAGACAAAACCAACCCUGAUGAGCUGCAAAAACGCCACAAGACAUCUCAAAAUGGACACCAUCAUCAUCACAAGGAUACAGAUAAAUCACACCAUCACCACCAUCAUACACACAAACAUUCCCAUAAAGACAAAAAUAAAGAGAAAUCUUCAGAUUCAAAGGAACCAAAAAGCAAAGAGCCACAUCACAAGGAUAACAAACAAGAGAGAAAGAAUAAAUCUGAAUAUCUUAAAUCAGACAACAUCGAAAGGGUUCAGGCAAAUGAAUCAAAGGAAAACAUUGAUAAUUCAAAUUCGGUAACUGAUAUUACAAACAAAAUGAAGGAUGAAAAUGUCAUCACAAACCUUAAUACAAAGAAAAAAGAGGAUAAGAAUCAAAAGGAUUCACAUAUCCAUGAGAAAACAUAUGAGCCAAGUACUGAAGCGAAAAAAUCAGAGCCAAGUAUUGAAGCGAAAAAAUCACAGCCAAGUAUUGAAGCGAAAAAAUCACAGCCAAGUAUUGAAGUGAAAAAAUCUGAGCCAAUUAUUCAGGAGAAAAAGUCUGAGUCAAGUACUGAAGCGAAAAAAUCAGAUCCAAGUAUUGAAGUGAAAAAGUCUGAGCCAAUUAUUCAGGAGAAAAAGUCUGAGUCAAGUACUGAAGCGAAAAAAUCAGAGCCAAGUAUUGAAGUGAAAAAAUCUGAGCCAAUUAUUCAGGAGAAAAGGUCUGGGCCAAGUAUUGAAGUGAAAACAUCUGAGUCAAGUAUCCAAGAGAAAAAAUCUGAGUCAAGCAUUGAAGUGAAUAAGUCUGAGCCAUGUUUUCAAGAGAAAAAAUCUGAGUCAAGUUUUCUAGAAAAAAAAUCUGAGUCAACUGUUCAAGAGAAGAAAUCUGAGCCAGAAAGUGUGAAUGCUAAAAAUCCAGAAAAGAUAGACGAAUGCCGGAAAGUGAAUAAUGAGACAAAGGUCUUUGACGUAUCAAGUAAAAUUCAUUCCAACAGUGAUGUUGACACUUUAAAUCUUUCUAACGGCCGUAAUAAGCCUCAGGUUGUGACUGAUGGAAAGCAUGAAGUUAAAAGUGAAGAAGGUCCAUCUGAAACUAAAACAUCAUCUGAACAAACCAUCCGAUCCAUUGCAGCAAAUGGAGACCAAGCACAAGUUGCUUUAAAGGACAAUAAGGAUAAUUCAUCAGGUUCAAAGUUUGAGGAUCGUAGUUCUCAUAGAUCAAAGCACCAUAAACAUCACAGUCGAGAUAGAAGUGGUUCCAAAUCCUCCUCAGAGCAUAGAUCUCACAGGCAUGACCAUCAAUCUAAACCAGAGCAGAAGUCAAGUACAACACAUCAAAAGGAUAAGGAACAAAACAGUUCAGAACUGUCUCAAAAGACCGAACUCCAUAAUAAGAAUAAAACAAGGACUUUAGAAACAAAAGAAGUGUUGGUUGGCAAAUCUGAGAAUGUUGGUCCAUUAGCAAAGCAUAGUGAGAAAGCAGCAUAUGAUAUCAAGACUAAGGAUUCGAAAACAAAUACACAUAGUCAUUCAUCAUCCAAAACAGAAAAUAGGCAGCACUGUGACCCAAAAGAAUCACAAAGUAAACAGAGAUCUGCAGAGAGCUCUAAUGGUGUUUCUAAGUCAAGUGUCAGUGACACACCAAGUAAAUCUAAACCAUCAGAAGCUUCAGCUGAAAAGUCAAGAAGUCAUCAUCGUAAGAAAAGGAUUGUUAAUUGUGGUGUGCAAGUUAACAUGAGGAAGAAAAUCGAUACAAAGGAAACUCAGGUUAAUGCAGAUGAUAUUGCAUCUGACUGCCGGGAUAGUAUGAAAGAUACUAUGAAAAUCUCAGAGAAAAAGUUUCAAAGAAUUGCUUAUGUGCAGCAGAGUAUUUCUAAUACUGAGCAACAAAAACUGUAUGCAAAACACUCUAAAGUAACUCCCAAAAAGCAAGCAAGUGUAGACAACUCUGAAAAAGUUACUGUGAAGUUUAGUGAUGAAAUCUCAACAAAAUCUCAGGACAAGAAACUUUGGAAAUUUGAAGCAGAGUCACUUGAUAAGUACAAACAUAAAUCAUUGUUGCAUGUUGAGCAAUAUUCCAAUGGGGGAGGACUUGUCUGUCAUGCCUACCAGCAAGAGGUAGAUAAACUAUCAGAUUCAGAAAAAAAGGAGUUCGCAAAAGAAUACUUUGACUUUGUGUAUGGUGAGCCAAAUGAGGGUGUGGCAAACUGUUGUAUGGGCAUAGUGCAUGGAGCAUUAGCUCACUGGCCAGAUCUUGUUGAGCACUUUGCUGACAUAUAUCCAAAUUUGACCAUCAAAACUGGUGUAUUGGGUAAGAGCGAUAUAGAGACAAUGAGUAUGGAGAAAUACAGAGAGCAUCUUCAUAAGUCAUACAAAGCUGGCACUUUUCGAUGUGGACCACUAUUACAAGUGAGUUUAGUGGGUACAGCACAAGAAGAGGUUGGGGAUUAUUUCCCAGAGGUUCUUGAUAUGUGUGAAAGUGAUCCAUUCCUGGACCUGGUGAUGCCGUGGGGAGAAUUGUCUUCAGUAAGGAUGGCCUCAAGAAAUAUGAGUAAUGAUGGACCAAUUCUCUGGACAAGGCCAGGGGAGCAGCUCAUCCCAACAGCUGAUAUGCCAAAAUCUCCCUUCAAGAGAAAAAGGGGUAUGAAUGAGUUAAAGAACCUGCAGUAUUUGCCACGCUCCUCAGAGCCCAGAGAGACCAUGGUAGAGGACCGAACACGCUGUCAUGCAGAUCAUGUUGGGCACGGUUUUGACAGGCACACCACGGCAGCUGUUGGAAUGCUCAAGGCUGUAAACUGUGGGGAUAAACCUGUAGAGGAUCGUAUUGUGAAGGAUGUGAUAUGCUUUCACCCCGGGGAUUUCAUGCAGCUGGUGGACAAACUACAGCUAGAUCUCCAUGAACCCCCUGUAUCCCAGUGUGUUACCUGGGUUGAAGACGCCAAACUGAACUACCUCCACCGAGAAGGGAUCCGAUAUGCGAAGAUUCAGUUACGCGAUAAUGACAUUUACUUCAUACCCCGCAAUGUUGUCCAUCAGUUUAAGACAGUUUCAGCUGUGACGAGCGUGGCCUGGCAUGUCCGACUGAGAAACUAUUAUCCUGAGCUAGACAGAGAUCCUGAACUGUUGGAAGAGCAUAAGAGGUUGGAAGUUGUCAUGGCAGAAAGUAGAAUUCGAGAGAAGGAAGAAAGAGUGAGGAAAGAGAAAGAGAAAAGAGAGGCUGCAAUUCUCGCUAGGGAGAAGAAGCUGGAAAAACUGGCUCAAAAAGCUAAACUUGAGGAAGAAUCACCUCUGAAGAAACAAAAGCUGGAAGCCGGUAAGACUCCGUUGAAACACGAGCCCAAAGAUGACGUGAAUUUGGUUAGAGAUGGUAGUGGCAUUCCUCAGGUCAAAAGUGAAGCUGUUGGAAUGGUGAAAGUGGAAAGAUCUGGAAGUGUUGAGGUUAUAAAUCCAAUGGAGGCAUUAAGGAAGGCAGUUAAGGAUGAACACAAGGCUAGAACACUUAAGUUGGCGAACAAGAGUGAUGUGAAAGUUGGCAUGAUGGUUGGUACAUGUGUACCGGAAGGUUCCAGCACCAGUUUUUCAUCCGCUUUGUCUAGAGGAGAUGUCACUCCAACAAAACAAACUGUGGCCUGGGUAAAGAAUGAGAAAGAUGUUGAUAGUAUUGAUGCUCUUAGGGCAAAGAAGUGUGAACUGAAAGAACUUGGUAGUAAGAAAUUCGCUGUUGUGCAUAGUAAAGUUGCCAUAAAAGGUGUUGAACCACAAGUUAUCAAGAUCGCAGUUGAGAGGAAACCCAGUGACAAUGUAGGGAAAGUGGUUAAAGUUCACAGCAGUGUGGAACAAACAAAUCCUGAAAUUAAAGCAGCAAAGAUUGUUACUGAAUCUCACCAAAAUGUUAGUGACACUCUGAAAGACACAAGUCAUGUUGAAAAAGUGCUAAGUGUUAAGACUAGUGUCCCACUAAUAGAUAACAUUGAUUCUACCCAUGACACUUCAGGUAUUUCAGAAUCGUCGAAGGAUGUGCCUAUAGAUGAUAACUCAGUCAAAACAGUAGACAAUAAGGGUGAUCAUUCACAGGAACGUGUUUUACUUGACACCCAACAGUCUCUUCAGGCAGCAGAAAAUAUAACAGAUGAAAAUGAUGACGAAAAACCAAUGGAAACAUAGAGAACUACAAUAUUACGGAUCUGUUUUAUUUUGGACCUGUGUAAAUCAUUUGUUUUAAUAUGCUGACAUUACACUUGUAUACAUGUAGUUGUAGUGUGUAUCCAUGCAUGUAGCUGUUCUUGUUAACUGAUACUUGCUCUUUUGUGGUUGUACCAAAUUAUGAAUAGCUUUUGUCAUUAAGUUGUCCAUUGUUUGUAAUUUGAAAAAUGAAAGUGCUUUGAAAUACUGUAUACAUUUAUGAUAUUUUUUAAACAGAUGUAUUCAUAAUGACAUUUACCUUCAGAGGAUUUUUCUGAGAUCAUGCAAGUGAAAAGUGAUAAUGUUUAAUAAGUUUUAAUAUUUGAUUGAUGAAAUGCAUCUUGUCGAGAUCAAAAAACUUAUCAGAAGCAUAAGCGUUUUGUACAUGAUUCGAACAUUAAAUUAACAUACUUUAUACCUUUAUGCAGCAUUUAAAGGUACCGUUUACACCCUUAUAUUUGAAGGCAUUAAUUUACCAAUAGUAGCGUGUUCAACCUACAUGAUAAUUAUCUGUUAAAUCUUAACUUACAUGUGUUAGUUGAGUGUCAAGUAAAGAAAUCGAAUGCAUUAACAAUCAGGAAUUAUGUAACUUUCCAGUAAAUCGAAGGCUUGCAGACCGGUGGAUAUAGAUAUACGUAUUAGACUUUGGUUUGUGGUCACUAAGCCCGCUAAGUGGGUAUUCUCGGGGCACUCUGUUUCCUCCUCAACACAGACCUCAACAUUGUACUAAGAAGAGUGACAUAAAACAUAGGCUCAUAACUUUCUUCACAAUUGUUGUAAAAUAAAUACAGUUUAAGUUGAAAAAGGGAAAAGGUACAUGUACUUCCUUAUUUUGAAUGAAAGCAAAUGAACUGAAAUAUUACAUUAUUUAAACACAUAUGUGUUGAUAAACCAAAUUAACUUGUUUCUUGAUAUUUUACUCAUUUAACACACAUAUGUUGCAUAAAGUUUUAUGUUAUUUAAUUCAUGUGCUGGCAGCAGUCAUUUAUUGGUCACUGGGCUCAUCACAAGCUUACAUUACAUCUUUCGUUAUUUAUUUUCCAUCUCGUAUCAUUAUACAUUAAUUAUUGAUUUAAAGACAUAUGUAUUAGAUUGAUUGAAAAUAUUAAAGCCCCAUUUCAUAAAAUAUUUUACAAUUUGUUUUUCAAAUCUAUUAAUAUUUUGGUAGAAGUAAAAAUAAACUCAAUGUUUUUUGUUGUUUUUACAGAAACUCUUUAACUGCCAUUUUUGACACUAAUAAAUAUAUUUAAAGAAGUUUUUAAUUAAAUAUGUUACACUACUUAAAGAUUUUUUUUUUUUAUAUUGGGAUACUCUUGCUUUAUAACUUAAAGGUCGCCUUCACGUUGUUUUUUAAAUUAGAGAAAAAACUUAUGUUCUUGUCAUAGCCUUGGCAUUAUUGUUGAAUAGACAAUAUGCACAUGUACAGUAAGGCCCAUAACUCUGACAUAAAUACUUACUAAGUUAUGCCCCUUUUUGGACUGAAAAUCAACAGAUGAGCAUUGAAGUUAUCUUUAAUUUAGUUUUAAAGCUUGCUACUGUAAAGGAGACAUUGAGAGUAUUUCUUGUAAUGUUUGUGGUUACAUGUGCGAGUGACAGAAUGUUUUGCAGAUGUCAAUAUCCUCUUAUUUUUCUGUUUUCAAGUUUUGAAUUCAGCUGAUGACUUGUAUAAAUGCCUUGUUAAAGAAAUAAAACGAUUAGUGCUGUGUUAAAUAGGCAUUGUUGUUUACUUAUGGCAGUAAACGUGUCUGAAGAGGUUAUCAGUUAUGAACAAGUGCUAAUUAUGUGUUCAGUUUUACCAUUUUGAAAUUUUGUUAUUUAAAGGAAAUAAGUUUUAACAGAUUGGAGAUUAAUGUAAGCAUACACACUCACUUCAAUGUCAUUACUCCAAUACUGAAAUAUAUGUCAAUUUAAAGUGUGCAACUCUUUCAAUUAAUUUACUGACGUUAUUACAAAUAAUUGUAAGGGAGGGGUGGUUGUUACUAUGUUAACAGUGUUUUGUUAAACUUUCAAAAAAUUAUAAAAAAAACAGGGUUUAUCGUAAUAGAACUUUAUUAAAAGUAACAUGAUUGUCAGCGUCAUCGUUGUAAACUUAUAAUCUUCUGACUUUCAUGGACACAUUUUUGACCUGCAGCAUUUCUAACAUGAUUAAGCUUUACUGAUUUAACCUAAAUUGUAUUAAUUCAAUAAGAAGUGGUAUGUAAUGUUAUUGGAAGUAUCUCCCUGUGGAUGUAUGUGUUGAAUAAGUUUAUUUUAAAGGGCAUAGUUCUGAGUAAGAAAUUUUAUGUCAUACAAUAUAUACAUGUAAAGCCCUCCCCACACAUAGAAGCUUUUCAACUCUUUGUUGGGGAUGUCCUCCCUUUUCUCUAAUAAUGGAAUGAGUGUUUAUGCCUGUAUGAUAGAUCACUAUUUUAAGGCAAAAACAAUCAAAUUCUUAAGCAUUCAGGUAUUUGAUUUUGUUUUUCCAUAUAUAUUGGGAUACAAUAUAACGUCGAUGGCGGAGUUAGAAUUUCAAAGAUAUUUAAAAGUUUGUUAUAGGAUACACUGUGCCAACGCAGAUUGGUGUAUAGUUGAAAAAGAUCUCUGUCAUGUCAGAAAAAGCUUGACACAUUUUGAAAUAUUCAAUAUAUUGUUUCAUCAGUUCUCCAUUUUCCUUUUCUCACUCAUAUAUAUGUUUACAUUGUUGUGUUGUUGUAUAUUUGCCUUUCCACUGUUACACUAUACAAGACUGUCUGUUGAAGAAUAAAGAUGUGAAUGUG